AUGGAUAGCCGUGUCAAAUAUUUGGACGAGCUUUUUCUGGCGCUUAAAACGUCGCGUGAGGCGAAUAAAACGGAAUCCAUCGAUAACUCUAGCCAAGGUGAAUUUCCACCCAGGUACCGACGAGGAGAAGCUGUGAAGGCUUCAAAAGUGGCCAAGACACUCAUCAGAAACUUGAGGGAACCAGGAAUACGAAGUGGAGCGUUUGAAAAAUCAAUUCAGGUAUUAGACCUGCUUUAUCGUGCUCAACCUUACUUACUUCAAUGCGAUGAGCCAAGCGAUGAAAACAACAUAGGCAUUGAAUGGGCCAUUAAUCGUGCGCUCGAAAUUUCCCUGAUUCACUGGAAUAAUAAAGCGUAUUUAUGGCUGCUUCACAGGAAAGUGGCCGAAUGGUGUGCGUUCACGGUAGGGUAUUAUGGAUCUCGCUGGAAAUUAAGACUCACAAAUUAUCUUCUCGAUAAUUUAGCGGAUGUUCAGUCCACUAUCACAGGGGUGCUGUCCGGAAACAGCACGUUUAAUGAGUUUGUCACAGCAGUUCAAAAAGCGCUGAUAAUUUGUGAGUUCUGCCAUACGCGGGAAAUGCAAAAGUCCCUGCUUUUGAUCGAUGUAGAAGUUGAUACGAAUAAAUGGGAUCUGAUAUACGAACGAUUUGUCAGAAUAACGCUUUACGUGCAUGAUUCGCUAUAUUUUGAAUUCGAGACAGCGGUUGACCUGCGUUUGAGACUAGUGGAGUCGAUUGUUUCAUAUGUCAUGUUUCGAGCUACAAAGUACCGCAUUUAUGGCCGCCAUCUAACCAUGGGAUCCCAUUUAACAUUUGCCAUCGAGGUUCUUCGAAGCUUCUUGUUUAAUGAAUACAAAAUUAAUGACAAGCAGGAUCGAGAUUUUGCGAAAAGCCUCUUACGCCUUUAUUUACUCUCAAUGACCAAUGAUGCGGGCCGCCAAUGUUUCAACAACCAGUUGCCAUUUAGAGAUUGGAACGGGUUAGACAUUAUGGCCAAAUGGAUUCCGUCGGCUGGUGGCGCGACACACAAGGCACUCCAACUGAUACACUUUGACCUCAAGAGGAGAAAAUGUUCUUCGCUUGGUUUGAAGCGUGAAUUCGGUGUUAUUCUUUUGAAGGAAAAGGGCUUUUCCGAAAUACAGCGAGACAUUCUCUUGCCUUACGGUCAAAGUAGACAGUUAGAAAACAUGCGAAAGAAAAUACUCCGCUCGUUUGACUUGCCCGAGGCCUGCAUUUUUCAAAAGGACCUCAAGGAACUAGGUAUAAUGCUCGACAGAUUCACUGAUAGUGAGACACUAUUCUCUGAGAUCGACAAGCGGCUUGAACUUUUAUCAAAGACUUAUACGAGACGUGAAGCAAUUAUUGCGCUAAGGCUAGUAGGUCGACUAGCCUGUUUUGAGAGCAUGAGUAUUUGUAAGUCUAAAGGUUAUGACAUAUGUCGAUUAUGUGAUGCACUUAGCGCCGAAGCACCGCUGAAGAGUCUAAGUUUGAGCAGACCAGUUGUGAGUGAAAGGGUACUAUCAUUCGAAUUGCUUCGACGUCAUUUUUUGAUGCCAGCUAUCAUUCAGAAUCUCGAAGCAUCAACAUUGUCAGCUCUCGUCAUGACACUUCGCAAAGUGUUUACGCAUUUCAGGCCUCCAAGACUUAGCUUGGAGCAAAACAUGGUUAUUGAUGCCUCGCACUCAUUUGAGGUCUUGCAAAAAGCUUGCAGCAGUCACAACAGAACACCCCGUGUAUUUGCAGUCAUUCUCCUUUCGUUAUGGAAUACAACUGAGGAAGAAAAUGGUGACGAUCAUCAAACGUCCGUGCUUAUUCAGUUUAUACAGCUGAUAUCAGUUCCUCAAUUUACCGAGACUAAUUUGAUGUCGUGGGCUCAAUUAACACUGACAACGCAAGGUGAAGGUUUCGAUGCUCUACUUUUAAAGUUGACGGAUAUCUUUAACUCGAGUAACUUCGCGGAGCGAUCCGUAAUGGCACAUGAAUUAAAGUACCUUUCGCAUUUACAAGCAAAAACCACAUAUCAGCUUCUUUCUCCAAUUUUGCCGGUGCUUUUACGCCAGCUCAGUAAGCACCUAAGUGAUCGCAAACUAAAUUUAGAGCGAUUAGCUCAAUUCGUGGAUUAUCCAGUCAAAACGAUACUGGAAAAUUUCCAACGCUACAUUAUACCAUACGCCAUUACUCACUACAAAGAUGACGUGAUGACGGAGGUUGCUAAAAUCCUGUCCAAUAAUGAAUCCGAUUCUAUACCAAAGCAAAAGGAGAGGCUCUUGGACAAAAAUAGCCGGCAAAUAUUUGCGGUUGCUUUAGUCAAACAUGGACUAUUUUCUUUGGAUACUAUUGAAACUCUUUUUUUAAACUGCGUGCCGACUUUUGAUAAGGGUUACGUCGCAGGCUAUCUACCAGAUUACAAAACGCUCGCAGAAAUACUCAAGCUAUUCAAGAAUUCGAUACAGUCUAGCCCCACUGCAAAAGAAAAUGAGAAGAUGGUACUGAAUGCCCUGCGGUUCUUACUGACUAAUUUUGCAAGCGACAAAAAAGGGCCUUCCAAAUACAAAAGCGGCACUAAUUGGAGCGAUGAACAAGAAUCGUUUUUUCAACAGAAAUUACAAGAAAAUAUUCUUGGCAUUUUCCAAGUUUUUUCGAGCGAUAUGCAUGACGUCGAAGGAAGAACGACUCAUUAUGAGAAGAUUCGCGUGAUUAAUGGAAUUUUCUUUCUUAUAAAACACGCUUGCUCCAAUUGCAUAAUUUCAGCCUUAGCCCAAAUCAGCAUAUGUUUACAAACAGCUCAAGAGGUUCGUGAAAUUAUGUGUCACGCACUAAGAUGCUGGCUCUUCCUCAUCAAGAAGUUGAGUGAAGAGCAGCUGUUAACGGUAAUUGAUAGUUUUUUCUCUUUCUGUCUGCAAAGGUGGGGCUCAUUCGACUUUAAGUCGAAAAUUCUUGCCAAAGAGAUAUUGACUUCUUUGAUUGCGGAGAAAGGAAGCCUUAUUUUUGUGUCACGGCCCUAUAUCACAUCUGCACUUGUUAAUAAAUCAGAGCUAAACAUCCUGGAAGAUAACAAGCAAUUUGCACGAAUGGUCAAUAAGGUUCUCUCUAACACCAAUUGGUAUGCCGAGUAUUCCUCAAAUUUGAAGAGUUGCAAUAAAUAUGUUAUCAAGCAAACACUAACGGACGUCAAAAUUUUUCUUGAGCGGACAGCGAGCGACGAGCUCAACGAGGUAGGAAAGGCUGGAAAUUCUUUAGGCAUUUCGCAGCUAUUGGGAAGCUUAAUGAAUACGGCCCAUAAGUUUAGAGUGAGCGAUUACUUUAUCUGUGAAUGUGCCGCAGAAUGCAUAGCACUAAUCGGAGCGCUUGACGUGACAAAAUACGUAUUACCGCGGGAGACUGUUUACAUGGAAGAAGUUUUUGAUCUUAACAAUUAUGCGCAAGUUGUUAAAUUCUUGAUGAGAAUAAUGGACAAAAUUUUGGUUCCUGCAUUUUGGGAAAGUGAAAAUCCAACAAAGCAGCUUUUUGUUGCCCUAGUCAUGCAGGAGUCCCUCAAAUUCUGUGGCUUGAGCUCUGUUUCAUGGGAUGUUAGCAAACCGGAGUUAUAUCCAAAUGAAAACAAGCUUUGGUCGAGAUUUAAUGACGUUUCCAAAACAACUCUCUAUCCGUUAAUGUCGUCACUGUAUUUGGCUCAAUCAUGGAAGGAAUAUGUGCCACUACAAUACCCCUCGUUUAACCCGCGCGAGGCUUACCAUGUAUGGAUUAGGAACCUGACGUUAGAUCUCUUAAAGCUAGGGACAGCGGAAGAUCAUCCUUUGCAUGUUUUUUCCUCUCUUAUAAGAGAGGAUGAAGGUCUAUUUUCCGAGAAUAUUCUUCCAUAUGUCGUUAUGGACAUCUUAUCCAUGACCGGAGAUCGGCUACCGUCAGACGCUCUAAUAAAAAAUCUCCAAAUAGAGUUUCGGCAUAUUUUUGAUUAUGAUAUUCAGAAUCUUAACCACUUUCAAUUCGAUUGCAUCAAAAUGUGUUAUGGAACCAUAUUUAGAGUUUUUGAAUACUGCAAAAAGUGGGUCACACAAUUUAAACACAACCAUAACCGAUUGAAUGGAACGUACAUCAUCAAAGAGCCGAAACAUCUCAAAAUUUUGGCUAGAAUUGAUGACUUUUUAUCGAUCAUUCCUUAUGGCCGUUUGGCACAAAGAUCGCUACAAACAGACUCUUUUGAGCGAUCGGCGUUGUAUAUGGAAUUGUCGUACAGAUCUAAGGAUGAAGGAUUUUUUGAUAGUGAUGAAUUAUUGCUCAAUCUGAAAACAUGCUAUGCCGAAAUCGGCGAUAUCGACGCAGUAGAAGGAGUGCUAACAACCUUCUCUAGCGGCAGUAUUGAAGCCAAAAUUGAAGAAUUACAGUAUUCCAACAAUUGGAAGAUGGCUCAGGAAUGCUAUGAAGCUUUGGGCCAAUAUUCACAGGUUUUGCUUCAGCCUGAGGAGAAGACGCUCACAGCCAACACGAAACUUUUAAAAUCUAUGUUCAGGCAUCAACAAUAUGAUCAAAUUCUUGAAAGGCUGAAUCUUUUACUCCCUAAGCCCAGUAAUGCUCUUCCAUCGCUGGACGAUGGAUGGUACUCGAUGGGGUUAGAGUCUGCAUACCUCAGCGGUAAAUACUCCGAGCUGAGGAAAUGGUUGAAAAAGGUAGAAACCUUGAAGUCGAUACACGAUCCCAUCCUUUUGAUGCAUUAUCACUUCGGGCGUGCAUUCUCUUUGAUCGAAGAACGUAAUAGAGAGGGCGCCUUAAAGGCCAUCAAAGACUGCUUCCGUAUAGUGGGCGCGCAUUUUUCGAAUACAUCAGGCCAUACCACUUUGUUGAAAAGAAGAGAGACGCUGUCCAGGCUGCAUGCUCUUUACGAUUUCUCUUUUAUGAGUACAAGCGAGGGAUCUUACGAUUUGAAAGACGAUGGAUCUCGUUUGAAUCGGCGUUUGCUUCGGAUAGGCCCAGAUUUUGAACCGCGCUUUUACCUGCUUUCCGCCAGAAAAGCUUAUCAACUAAUGACUAUCAAGAAAAAUGACGCCAGCGAUCUUGCUGAUACAUACUUCAGAAUUGCCCGUCUUUCCAGAAAGAAUUCUAGACUUGAUUUAGCCUGUGAGUCUUUGAUGCAUGCCCUUCAAUUACACCAUCCUUCAGCAGAGCUCGAAUAUGCGGAAGUGUUGUGGAAAAAAGGCGAGAAUGACAAAGCAGUAAAAUUAGUGAGUGACUUACAACAAAGAUAUCAGAACGAUCAUUCGGUGAGCUCACGCGAGAGGGCUAAAAUUCUUCUCAAAUUCACGAUAUGGCUUGAUUUAUCGAACAACUCUAUUUCUGAACAGAUCAUCAGGCAGUACAACGAGGUCAUAGCAAUUGAUCCGAAAUGGGAUGAGCCCUGUUAUUCCAUGGGGUUAUACUUUAGUAGGCUUCUGGAGAAGAAGAAUGCGGAAGGCUAUGUCACAAGCGGGAGAUUCGAAAGCCGCUCUGUAUGUUACUUCUUACGCGCGUUUGAAAAGAACACCUUCAAAGUCAGAGAAACGCUCCCGAAGGUUGUAACUUUUUGGUUGGACACCGCUUCCCUGUAUGCCAGUGAAAGCAGUAACUCAAGAAAAGCGGUUCUCAAAAAAUCGACAGAAGAUAUAUGCAGAAGUAUCGAGUCUGCGAUCAAAAACUGUCCCAUUUUCAUAUGGUAUGGCGUGUUGACUCAAUUAUUGUCAAGGCUCUUACAUCCGCACAGGCCCACGGUUCAGCUCAUUGUUAAAAUUCUGCUGAAUUUGUCAUUAGAGUACACAACUCACAUGUUGUGGUACAUUUCUGCUCUCAAAAACUCCUCUUCAGACUCAAGAGCUGCAAUUGGGGCGCAAAUUUUAGAACAGUUUGCUAAAAGCGCCCACGAUGGCCCUACUCUAUCGACAGUGUCGGAUGAGUUGGUCAAACAACUUACGAAUGUCUGUGUGAAAGAUGCAAAAACCUCAACUAGCCGCUCUGGGAGAUCUCUGGAGAAGGACUUUGACUUUCCUUUGUCAAUUGCACCCUGCGCCCUGGUUGUUCCCGCUAAUAUCAACUUAGAGAUAGUAGCACCCAUUUCUGCGACUUCGAUGGCUAAAUAUAAUCCAUUCCGGCCUCAGAUUACUAUAUCUAAAUUUGGGGAAUCUUAUAAGGUCUUUUCAUCGCUCAAAAAACCAAAAAAGUUGAAUGUUACCGGGUCCGACGGAAAGCUUUACGAGAUUAUGUGUAAAAAGGAAGAUGUUCGUCAAGAUAACCAGUACAUGCAGUUUGCCACAACUAUGCAUUUUCUUUUGAAAAAGGAUUUCGAAUCGAGGAAGAGAAAUCUCAGUAUAACCACUUACGCUGUUCUGUCAUUAAGAGAAGAUUGUGGAUUGAUAGAAAUUGUUCCGGAUGUUGUGACACUGAGAUCUGUGCUUGCUGCGAAAUAUGAAAGUUUGAAGAUAAAAUUUAGCUUAAAAUCGAUGCAUGAAAAAUGGCAAACUCUGGUGGAGGGUGAGAAACUCGAAUUUUUUUUGGGGCUGACGAAGACUUUUCCACCUGUACUUUAUCAGUGGUUCCUUGAAACUUUCCCGGAUCCAGUAGCUUGGUGUCAGGGCAGAAACAUUUUUGCUAGAUCAUAUGCUGUGAUGGGAAUGGUGGGCCACAUCUUGGGAUUAGGUGAUCGGCACUGUGAAAAUAUCCUUCUUAAUGUUAAUUCGGGGAAGGUUUUGCAUGUCGAUUUUGACUGUCUAUUCGAGAAGGGCAAAAGGCUUCCAAUUCCUGAAAUAGUUCCAUUUCGAUUAACUCAAAAUUUGCUGGAUGCUCUUGGGAUAACUGGAACAGAGGGAACUUUCAAGAGAUCAAGCCAAGUGACAUUAGAACUCAUGAGAGGCAAUGAACUCGCGUUGGUUAACAUAAUAGAAACAAUAAUGUAUGACAGAAACAUGGACCACUCGAUUCAAAAAGCGUUGAAGGUCAUUCGUAACAAAAUAAGGGGUAUUGAUUCACGGGAUGGCCUUAUUUUGAGCGUUCCAGGUCAAGUCGAGACAGUAAUUCAGGAGUCAACGUCAGCGGAAAAUUUGAGUAAAAUGUAUAUAGGGUGGCUACCAUUUUGGUGA
This is a messenger RNA of Lachancea mirantina, 7101 nucleotides long. Lineage: Eukaryota; Fungi; Ascomycota; Saccharomycetes; Saccharomycetales; Saccharomycetaceae. The record is from the annotation of a GenBank genome assembly.